CGCUUUGAACAAAUACGUAUGUAUGACAGUCGCGCACCGAUAUUUCGGAAUCUUGCGAUCCCCGCCGAAUCAAUUUUCGCGGAUCGCAAAAAUUUUUCUUCUCCAACAUCCAAUUGCGCGCGCGCGUGUAUGCGGUUCGUUCGGCCGAAAUAUCGCAGGUGAUUAAUUAACGUGAGACGUAAUGGCGUUCCGUGCCCCCUCGCAUCUGUAAUCAUCUACUACUCGGUCGUAACGAUGUUCAUGACGUGUGAUCGAAUUACAUACUACGUUGGAGAGUGUUGAGUUCCCGACCCCCUUCGCGACUUAUUUAUCAUUUUUGCCCUGUCACCGUGUGACCGAAUAACAUAAAUUGUAACACUUGAUUCACGACGACGGACGAGAUGGAUAGCAAUAAGGACGAGGCCGAGCGAUGCACGGAGCUCGCGGAACGGUUUAUACGAGAGAGAAAAUACGAGGAGGCCGAGAAGUUUGUUCGCAAAGCCCAAAAGCUUUAUCCGACGAAGAAGGCUGAGGAACUGUUGGCAGAAGUGGCGAUACUUUCAAAGCAAAACCAGAAACCCGAAUCUGCAGAGCCUACUGUUAGAAAACGUCAAAAUGUAACUAAAGAUGGAACACAUUCCCAGACUAAUUCUGAAUAUACAAAAGAACAAUUGGAUCAUGUGAAAAGGAUAAAGAAAUGCAAGGAUUAUUAUGAGAUCUUAGGAGUCAGCAAAGACGCUACAGACAGUGAUAUUAAAAAAGCUUAUAAGAAAUUAGCUCUUCAAUUACAUCCUGACAAAAAUAAAGCACCAGGCGCAGCUGAAGCUUUUAAAGCUAUUGGUAAUGCAGUCGCUAUUCUUAUCGAUGCGGAGAAGCGAAAACAAUAUGACUUGUAUGGUCCUGAAGAAGAACGAUUACAGAAUGCGCAACAUCGCCAAGGUCAUACACACUAUAACUAUACUCGUGGAUUUGAAGCCGAUAUCACAGCUGAGGAGUUAUUUAACAUGUUCUUCGGUGUUGGCUUCCCGCAACAAGAAUUUUAUAUGCGUCGGUCAGGUGGAAGAUGGACGAGGCAACAAGACGCGCAAGCGCAACAUACCCAUUCUCAGCAAGCAAAUGGAUAUACCACAUUUCUUCAAAUGUUACCAGUUUUAUUACUAAUAUUGUUAACUAUGAUGAGUAGUUUCUUCAUAUCUGAUCCAGUAUAUAGUCUGCAUUCAAAUUCGAAAUAUUCUGUAGCUAGGACCACUCAAGUUUCACAUAUUCCAUAUUAUGUUAAGGAGAACUUUCACAGUGAAUAUCAAGGCAGUUUACGUAGGCUAGAAAUAUCAAUUGAAGAAGAGUACUUCAAUAACUUAAGACAAGCCUGUGCCAGAGAGAAGAAUUACAGAGAAGCUAUGAUGUGGAAAUCCCGUAAUUUCGGAGAUCAUGAUUUAUACUUGAAAGCUAAAAAUCUCGAAACGCCUUCAUGUAAGAAAAUACAAGAACUGCAAGAUAGUCUGAAACUCUGAUAGGCGAAAAAUAUUAAUUAAAUAAAAGUCUAUUGUAGAUAGAUGUAUAUUAUAUUUAUACGUAUAUAAUUGUUUUUGGGUGUGAAGAAAAUUUGACGUAUAAAAUGCAAUAUCAUGUUUCUAUACAUCCAGAGGGUAAAUCAUAUAUUUCAAAGUUCACACAGAAAACAUAUUUAGACUACCUUUUAGCUGUUUAUUCUAUGCAUAAAUUGUAAACUGCAUAAUGAAUGACUGAUUGUGCAAAGUGAAUGAAGUUUUAUUCUUUAGUUGGACUUGCGCAAGUGAAAAUACGUAAAAGAAAAUUUCUGUUAUAAUUCCUAUAAUCUCUUAAAACAAAUAUGUGUGUGUUUGUAUAUAUACAUGUAUACAUAUACAUACAUGAGAUUUGUAAAUCUGUUUUGAAGAUUAGUUAAAAAUUAUAAACAUAUACAAAGAAAAUAAUAUAUAAUGCAUUCACAAUAAUAUAAUGCCUUUAACUUUCCAUACAAACUGAUGAUGCAGUGAAAUAUUCUUAGGAGAUGUAAUUCAUUUUGAAUACUCAGUUAUUUAUAAUGAACGAAAUGAAAGCCUCUAGUACUCCUGUUAGUAUGAUCACAUAGAUAACUUAGAUGGGAUGAGUACAUCAUGUGUAUGUAAUUUCACAAAUUUGCAAGUCCACAAUUUAUUUCGUGAUAAUGCCUUUUUCGAUUGUAAUUGAGAAAAUAUAAAUGCAUCUAAUGUCAGUUAUUCAUAUUUAUAUUUGGAAUGUUGUAACACAGUGGCCUAUUGGUGUAUGCAUUUUUGGCAAUUUUUAAAAAUAAAUUUAUGGUUAUACAAGUAUAAUUUAAAGGAGAAGAAGAGGAAAUAAUUCGAUAAGUAUGUAUAUGUCUGAACAUUUUAAAUCUCCUCAGUCAAUUAACUAUUUUUUUCAAAGUCUCUUAAUUUCUAUAUUGAGUUAUAGUUAUUGAUUUUAUAAACACAGAUGAAAUUUAAAUAAUAUAUUAAAUAUAAAUUACAGGCAAUAUACAUUAUGUCAAAUUGCAAUCGCUUUUCACUUGAAUUAUACUUAUUUCGAUAUUUCUUUUAUCAAUGUUAUAAUUGUAGAGAACCUAUAUAUGUACAUUGACAUAGUAUUGUUCAAAAUUCAAAUUAGGUUCAUAUUAAGUUUAUCACAAUUUUAAUAGAUAUAAAAUAAUAUAUAAAAAUAUAAAAUUUUUAAUAUAUAUUUCUAAUAAAUUCUUGUAUUUAUUUCUAGAAUUGUUAAAAGGAUUUUUCAAUAUUUAUGUAAAAGUUUAGUCAAGUUAUUUGUGAGUGAACUUUUCUCUAUUCUAUUUUCAUCUGUUAUUUAUUAGACGCUAGUAACAGAUUUUUCUUAUUGUUAAUAGCAUAUAAAAGUGAGAUAACAAAAUUUGUUUUAAUGAAGCAAUAUGAAAGAUAUUUCAUAUUUCUUAUGCAUCGAUAAAAAAUUAAUCAAAUUAUAAUUAGAGUGAUAAGUUUCGAAAAUAUUUGUGAUUUCAAAUGCAAAUGGUAUUAAAUCUCUGUGUCGAUAUAUAAUAAUAGCGUGCGUCUUAGUAUGUAAUUACAAAUCGUACAAUUUGUUAUGUAAAUUUUAGUUAUAAUUUAUUGUUAUUAGCAGUUUUUAGCAUAGACGUAUUUAUGAUACAAAUAUAAAUUAUGUUUAAAAAAA
This is a messenger RNA of Formica exsecta, 3156 nucleotides long. Its product is annotated as dnaJ homolog subfamily B member 12. The record is from RefSeq and is a predicted model, not a curated record. Gene Ontology annotation, cellular component: endoplasmic reticulum membrane. Gene Ontology annotation, molecular function: Hsp70 protein binding. Lineage: Eukaryota; Metazoa; Arthropoda; Insecta; Hymenoptera; Formicidae. The coding region runs from base 381 to 1490 and encodes 369 amino acids. Gene Ontology annotation, biological process: cellular response to misfolded protein. The transcript has 8 exons.